Molecule: messenger RNA, 1225 nt
Organism: Homalodisca vitripennis (glassy-winged sharpshooter)
Lineage: Eukaryota; Metazoa; Arthropoda; Insecta; Hemiptera; Cicadellidae
Product: protein crooked neck-like
Biological process (GO): mRNA splicing, via spliceosome; spliceosomal complex assembly
Cellular component (GO): post-mRNA release spliceosomal complex; precatalytic spliceosome; Prp19 complex
Molecular function (GO): protein binding
Source: RefSeq, a predicted model, not a curated record
CAUAGUCGUUGUGUUCUUUCUUGUUGGUCAGUGGUUUGUUGACUGAUAAUGUUUUGAGUUGGUUUGUGUUAUGUUAUGUCCUCUUGUGAAUGUUUUAGGGUGAAGUAGUGUAGUGUUAAUAGAAAAAGAAACCUUUGAUUAAUCUGUUACGGUAGGAACUUACGGAAAUAAAAUGGAGAAGCCACAAAAAAUGCCCAAAGUUGCUAAGGUUAAAAACAAAGCACCGGCAGAAAUUCAAAUCACUGCUGAACAGUUGCUUCGAGAGGCGAAAGAAAGAGAUUUAGAAAUUGUACCCCCUCCACCAAAGCAAAAAAUCUCAGAUCCAGAAGAGCUAGCUGAUUAUCAACAUAGAAAACGAAGAGCAUUUGAAGAUAAUAUCAGGAAGAAUAGGUCUGUUAUCAGUAACUGGAUAAAGUACGCACAAUGGGAGGAAAGUCAGAAAGAAAUACCGAGGUCUCGAUCUAUUUACGAGCGAGCGUUGGACGUGGACCAUCGCAACAUCACCUUGUGGUUGAAGUACACAGAGUUGGAAAUGAGAAACCGACAAGUGAACCAUGCUCGCAACCUGUGGGACCGUGCAGUCACCAUCCUGCCUCGAGCCAACCAAUUCUGGUACAAGUACACGUACAUGGAGGAGAUGCUGGGGAAUAUUGCAGGUUUAGUUGUGUGUUUUGAGCGAUGGAUGGAGUGGGAACCUGAUGAGCAAGCUUGGUUAACGUACAUAAAAUUUGAGCUUAGAUACAAGGAAAUCGAUCGAGCAAGACGUAUCUACGACAGAUUUGUUAUGGUGCAUCCUGAUGUGAACAAUUGGUUGAAGUAUGCCAGGUUUGAAGAACAGCAUGGUUUUAUAUCCAGCGCUAGAAAAGUUUAUGAGAGAGCAGUGGAAUUUUUUGGAGAAGAAACAUUAGAUGAACGACUAUUUAUUGGAUUUGCUAAGUUUGAAGAAGGACAAAGAGAGCAUGACAGAGCACGAGUGAUAUAUAAAUAUGCAUUAGACCACAUACCCAAAGAUAAAACAGCUGAGCUUUACAAAGCAUACACCAUUCAUGAGAAGAAAUAUGGAGAUCGAACAGGCAUUGAAGAUGUGAUAGUCAGCAAAAGGAAAUUCCAAUAUGAAGAGGAAGUGAAAGCUAAUCCGAAACAACUAUUGAUGCUUGGUUUUGACUUCUUGAGACUUGUUGAAGAUGAGGGUAACUUGGAUGUGAUAAGGGAAACCUACGAGAGA